UAUAUUUACACCUCCAAAGUCACAUCUCUUAAACAUCUAAGUAUUAUUCCCGGUAUUUUUACAUUUCUUUUAAAUAAGAACAGUUUUAAUAAGAACGUAGGUGAUCUCCGGAGGCCACUAGUCUCGACCGAUUUCUUAUUCAAAAUAUAUACAACUGAUUCUAGUGAUACACAACCUUUAAAUAUAAGUUUUAACAUUAUUAACUUAGUGUAACCUAACCUAUUCUUUAAUAAUUUGGUGUUAAUAAGACAAUAUGACAGAAGAGGACAUUACUAAAUGCUAUUUUAUUCCAAAAAGCGUAAUGGAAAAAGUAAUUGAAGUUACUGAGAGUCCACUUGAGCGUGAAUAUUUUUUAUGCAAACGCAAUCUGUGGCGAAUGCAAAAGGACAAAAUAGAACCAUUACGUCUCCUACAGCAGAGUCCGACGAGCCGCAAGUUUCAGUUGGCCAUUCACAGAGCCAUAUACUCUCACAAUUGGAACAAGUUGCUAUAUUUGCUAAGGAAAUUUCCUAUUUGGCACCAUUAUCAAAUGUGUGGAGGAUUGAAUAUGGAUACCAUGGUUAUUUAUAUUAGGGCUCUGAUUAUAUUGCUGAUGUAUCACCCAACCGCCAAAGCUAAAUCUUUACUACACGAAUACUUCCACAUGAUCUGUUCAUGUCGCACGGACGUUGACAAGAAAGCUCUAAAAAAGGUCCUACUGAGUUUACCUGAAAAAUUUAUGUUCAUAAUGAAUUCAAUUAUGAAACACCAAUUAAAUGACGACUACUCUUUAAAAAGGGACAUAUUUCAAUUAUAAAUUAAGAGAAAUUAUUUUUCUAAGUGAUAUCUGAAGUUUUAAUUGAUGAUAAUGAGUGGUGGUGGAUAUGAUGAACACGAGGUCAGGUCAGUCAGCCCAUCGUGACAUAUUCAAGAAUUUAUGGUUUCCAGGGGGACCGAGGUCAACCUGACAUGGUGCAUUGCUAGUAUGGGGUUAUGAGACCAUAUUACUAAAAAUUGCACAUUUUUAUAUAGGUACUAGCUGUCCCUUCAAACGUUGUUUUGCCAUAUAAAUUAAUAACGCUAUACAAAAAAAGGGGUUGGUGAAGAAAGGUGAAAAUUUAGGGUUGUAUGUAUUUUUUAAUGACACAUAAUAAAAAAAUAUAA
This is a messenger RNA of Achroia grisella, 1143 nucleotides long. RefSeq lists its product as uncharacterized. The coding region runs from base 254 to 796 and encodes 180 amino acids. The transcript is spliced from 3 exons. NCBI's taxonomy places the organism in Eukaryota, Metazoa, Arthropoda, Insecta, Lepidoptera, Pyralidae. The record is from RefSeq and is a predicted model, not a curated record.